Messenger RNA from Stegastes partitus (bicolor damselfish), 1716 nucleotides. RefSeq names its product FYN proto-oncogene, Src family tyrosine kinase b (gene fynb). The record is from RefSeq and is a predicted model, not a curated record. The coding region runs from base 622 to 1365 and encodes 247 amino acids. Lineage: Eukaryota; Metazoa; Chordata; Actinopteri; Pomacentridae. Gene Ontology annotation, molecular function: protein binding. The transcript is spliced from 8 exons.
GCGGGUUCAUUGUGGCCCUGCAGAGCUAACGCCAUCACACGCAGCGGCUACGACGAGCAGCACGGCGACAUCAGGGCCACCACAGCAGCGCAGUCCGUAUUACUGUCAAAUUAUUUCACUGUAACGGCAAUGGAAUACAGCGCUGCGGAUUAUUAGACGCGUCUAAACUGGGCCUCUGUUUUGGCGGCGCACAAAGCAAUGUGGAGGAAAUAAAGAUCCUGAUACGCUGAAAAACCAGAGUUUCCUACGGUGGCUUCGGCGACGGAGCUCGGGCUCAUCGCAGAGCGCAGUCACAGUUUGCCGUGUGACUCAGCCCUUUUCGGAAGAGCUUUCUCCGUGUGUGUGAAAUGGAAGGCGAGCUACGGUACGGCGGCGUGGCGGGCGUCAGAAGAAGCUCCGCAGAGCUGCAACUGUAGCACAUCAAGAGCACCCGUACUGUGGGACUGUGGAACUGAUGUGUGUGUGUGUGUGUGUGUGUGUGUGUGUGUGUGCUGGGUGGGUGGUAUUGUAGGCUGGUGAGAAAGAGAAAAUGAGUCACCGAUUCCAAUCAUGUUUUCAUGCUUCCACUCUAACCCUCUUCCACGCAGAAAGAAGAGCUAAACAGCACAGUGAUUAUAGAUAAUGGGCUGUGUGCAAUGCAAGGAUAAGGAGGCAACCAAACUCACAGACGACCGAGACACCAGCAUCUCCCAGGGAGCCGGGUACCGCUAUGGGGCCGACCCCACGCCGCAGCACUACCCCAACUUCGGGGUCACCGCCAUCCCCAACUACAACAACUUCCACGCCCCCGUCGGCCAGGGGAUGACCGUCUUCGGAGGGGUCAGCACUUCCUCUCACACUGGAACACUGAGGACUCGUGGUGGAACGGGAGUCACCCUCUUUGUGGCACUUUAUGACUACGAGGCGAGGACAGAAGAUGACCUCAGCUUCAGGAAAGGAGAAAGGUUCCAGAUUAUCAACAGCACUGAAGGGGACUGGUGGGACGCUCGCUCGCUCACCACCGGUGGCAGCGGCUACAUUCCCAGUAAUUACGUGGCUCCAGUGGACUCUAUCCAGGCUGAAGACUGGUACUUUGGCAAACUGGGCCGUAAGGAUGCAGAGAGGCAGCUGCUGUCCACCGGCAACCCUCGAGGCACCUAUCUCAUUCGAGAGAGUGAAACCACAAAGGGUGCCUUCUCCUUGUCCAUACGGGACUGGGACGACGUGAAAGGAGACCACGUCAAACAUUAUAAGAUCCGCAAGCUAGACAGCGGCGGCUACUACAUCACCACCAGGGCUCAGUUCGACACGCUGCAGCAGCUGGUUCAGCACUACUCAGGUAAAAAAACGAAGCUUUUCAGUGAUAUUUUUUUAUGUUGUGCUUAAUUUUAAAAGCAAUGCUACAUGAUACAAUGGUGCUCCUUCUGUUUGUAAGUGCAGUCUGGGUUAUUCUUUAAAAUCAGUUCACUUUUCAUCAUAUAAUGGUUCUUUUUAGGACAUACUUUGCAUGUAUUCUGGUUAAAUUUGUAACCUGGUCAAUUUUUGGAUGUAAUCUUAUCUGUUUUAGGUUACUUUGAGUAAUUUGGAACAUAUUGUAGUUGUACAGGUGAUAUCUGAUUAGUUUUAAAGUGUUCUGGAUAAUUUUUGAUCAUAAUCUGGUUAAUAUUACAAAUUAUUCUGGUAAAUUUUAGCACCUGAUACACUUCAGGAUGUGAAGUUUGAGGUUGCUUUUAGGAA